UAUUCCGAUUAUAUCCUAGUACCUUCUUGUACCGUCUCCAUCUCAAAAACAUAAGUCCUGGGCCAUUGCAUGCGUAAAACCUGGUUGCUCUAAGAGAAAUGAAGCGAUACCUCCUCAUCAUUGUUUGUUACUUAACGUGCGUGAAUAGCGAAAAUUACAUCGAAGACUACUGCUGGCGAGAUUACAACGGCGAAACUCCCUUGGAUGCUUACAAGUGCGGCACCGAUCGCAAUGGAGAUCCAAUUUACGUUGGUCAAGCUUUGUUCGAGAACAAGCUGAUUCCUGGCAAAAUUCACUAUGGCGACACGAAAGUACACUUCGAAUUCUACAGAGCGUACACAGCAAACGAGAGCGUAAAGAUAUUAUGUGCACGUCACCCAGAAAGAUUUCAGUGGAUUAAAGUGAAAUAUUAUGAAGUCUUCCGAAUGACUGAUAAACAUUUCUUUCAAGGCGGCUACGAAAAAGGCUACGAUACGUACAUUGGCAGAGCACAGUCCCAUGGAGAAUUAACCGUUGGAAAAGUAAUAUGCAGUCAAACAAAUUGCAUAAGACUGACUACAAUCGAAAACGGAUCUUGGUAUGACCACGACGAGUUCGAAAUUCUCGCUUACAACCCGGAUGCCGUACUUUACCAAAAUCCGUAUCUCGUGGAGGGAGCGCAAACGUUUGUACCUUAUUUAUUAUUACUUCUAAUGAUUAUAUUCCUAUUAGCCAUUCUAUUUAUUACUCUUAGACGAUGUUAACCGUUAUGCAAUGUUUUGGAAUUGAUCCUGUGAUAACAUGUGACCUAGGAAAUUUUUGUUGAAAAUCUUUAAUUUAUGCAAAAGAAAUUUGCAUUUACAAUUGUUAUUCUUCAUAAUACUACAUAUAAGGUGAAUGGAAUUAAAAACUUAAUAUUGUAGAGUAUUCAAAGACAACCUCAUUAAAGCUAAUGAUUAAA
Molecule: messenger RNA, 940 nt
Organism: Photinus pyralis (common eastern firefly)
Lineage: Eukaryota; Metazoa; Arthropoda; Insecta; Coleoptera; Lampyridae
Exons: 3
Coding region: 99-743 (214 amino acids)
Source: RefSeq, a predicted model, not a curated record